Messenger RNA from Letharia columbiana, 1005 nucleotides. RefSeq lists its product as uncharacterized. Lineage: Eukaryota; Fungi; Ascomycota; Lecanoromycetes; Lecanorales; Parmeliaceae. The transcript has 8 exons. The record is from RefSeq and is a predicted model, not a curated record. Bases 1 to 1005 code for a protein of 334 amino acids.
AUGGAGGGUGAUAGUGUAUCACCGUUGGAUAGGAGACAGCGAGAGAUGGCGCAAAACCUGCGGCUACAGCUUCGCAAAUGUGACAAUCCUUCUCGAAGCUUGGAGCUCCGGAAGUGGGCCGUGUUUUAUCGUGCUCCAGAGACACAGGCCUUGAGGGUGAGAUCCGAGAACAACACACGGCCAACGCCUCUAGCUCACACAAAUUUACUCCGUAAGAGAAGGGUAUUUGACUUUAACGUCAGGGGUGCCGGCAUUACAUACCUUACACAUUCGCCCACGAAAAGCAUUUGUGCUUCCCGCGUCUCUCUCCUCAUCUUCCUCGGAUACAGCCAGUUGGAUCAUGUUCUCAGGAUGCUGACGGUCAAUGACGCAGUACCACCAACAUGGUUCACCUUCCGAGUUCCCCAAGUGGCAGGCGCGAGGAUGUUGGCAUGGCUAAAGCCAUCUUCUUCAAGCAGACUGAGUACUGGAUCUGGUGCUACCGUGGCAAGGAGGCGAAGCCACUGGUGCUCUGGCUCUCUCGUUGAGCGCGUUGGCUACAGCAAACAUGACGAUCAUCGCCAUCGUCGUUGGUGCCUUGGCUCCUCCGUGAGCGCCGUCUCCAGCACUCAAUACCCUCAUGCUUCACGUCUGCCCCCUCACCUCGCACCUCAUCUCGCAGACCAGCAGACACCUCCUAAGACUUUGAUCACACGCAGCGACGACAAUGAGAAGAACUACACCCACGACGAGCUCUUCACUCUGCAGAAGAAGUUCUUAGACAACUUCAUCGCACCCAACAACACCAUUCAGGCAAAGUCUAUCAACUCCUCUUUGCUGGCCGACAAUGUUCAAGGCCGUGUCGAUAUCACACGCACCUUCGAUGGCCGUGAGCUCAAUACCGAGUACCUCCUGAUCACUUUCAGAGACAUGGUGUACUUUGUCCCAAGCCAUGUCCCUCGGAUCAACCGUGUUCUGCAGUUCAUGGACAUCGAAGUUGCAAGCUUUGAACUGGAACCUGCGUAG